This is a messenger RNA of Rosa chinensis, 1258 nucleotides long. Its product is annotated as LOB domain-containing protein 27. Lineage: Eukaryota; Viridiplantae; Streptophyta; Magnoliopsida; Rosales; Rosaceae. The record is from RefSeq and is a predicted model, not a curated record. The transcript is spliced from 2 exons. Bases 132 to 1049 code for a protein of 305 amino acids.
CGAAACCUAGCUAAUAAACCCAGCCACAUAUAUACCCGAUUUUCAUCUACCCAUCUCUUUAGAUCUUCACUUUCAUGAAUAUAUCGCUUCAAUUCCACAACAUUCUUUGAAUUUUCGAAUAUUUUUGAUUUAUGAUAAUCAAAACAGUCGAUGAAUGCUCGUAUUUUCCGACCAUGACGAUCAAAGGAGGCACAAGCCAGGCCUGUGCUGCAUGCAAAUACCAGAGACGACGGUGCACCAAAGACUGCGAUCUCGCCCCUCAUUUUCCGGCCGACCAGCCCAAAAUGUUCCAGAACGCUCACCGCCUCUACGGCGUUUCAAACAUUAUGAAGAUCCUGAAGCAGACUCACCCGGAGCAGAAAGAAGAGGCGAUGCGAUCCAUUAUCUACGAAUCCAACAUGAGAGCCAAGUUUCCCGUCACCGGGUGCAUGGGAAUCAUCAACCAAUUGACAUUCCAACUCCAGCAAGCCUUCGAUGAGCUCCGGUACGUCCGGUCCCAUCUCGCCAUCUGCCGGGACCAGUGCCAGUACCAGUACAAUUCACCUUCGUGUCCAUCUUCUCAGUUGCAAUUAGGGAUUCAAACAAACGACCACGAGGCGCUGCAGCUCUACCAGCAGCAGUACCAAUAUCAUCAGUAUAACUCUGCCGCCGGUAGCAGCGCCGGUGGUGGUGGGAUGUCGUUGAUGGCGAACGAGUAUCUGGCGAAUGGGAUUAAUGGGGUUUACAUUGAUGACAAUGAUAGUGUGGUAAAACCUCUUAGGGUUCAGCAGUUUUAUUAUGGGAACAAUAAUGUUGAUGCUGUGGCUGUUCAACAUAAUUUGAUCACAUCCCAAGGGUUUCCUAUUCAACAAGAAAUGGAUGUUCCUCAUGAUUAUGAUGACAUUCCAUUUGAUACAAUUGCUGAUGAUCGUCAAUCGUAUAUCGAUUCUAAGGAAGCCUGUGAAUCGAGUGCCGAGUCAGCCUUCAAGGGUACUACCACGCAGUCGUUAGAACAUGUCUCCCAGAAUGACCUCAAGAGUGCAGCAGCAUGCUUCAGUCUAACAAGCUAGUGUGAAAUAGCUCUAGAAGCAGACAAUUGAAGUAAUAAUUAUUCAUUGUCUGAGUCAAUUUCUUAAAUUCAUUGUUUUGAUUUGUUUUUCCUUUUGCUUUCAUGAUUUGGUACCGUUGAAAGUUACACAAUUUUGAUAGUUUAGUGUCCCGGCAUGCACAUUCGCUUGUUCCAAUAAUAAGCUAGAGAUCAAUGUGAACGGUUAAUCAA